Molecule: messenger RNA, 2428 nt
Organism: Condylura cristata (star-nosed mole)
Lineage: Eukaryota; Metazoa; Chordata; Mammalia; Eulipotyphla; Talpidae
Gene: ZBTB46
Product: zinc finger and BTB domain containing 46
Exons: 5
Coding region: 27-1472 (481 amino acids)
Biological process (GO): regulation of transcription by RNA polymerase II
Molecular function (GO): RNA polymerase II cis-regulatory region sequence-specific DNA binding; DNA-binding transcription factor activity, RNA polymerase II-specific; protein binding
Source: RefSeq, a predicted model, not a curated record
CGGUGCCCGCGCCCGCGCCCGCCGCCAUGGAGAUCCCCUCGCACUACCGGCAGCUGCUGCGGGAGCUGGACGAGCAGCGGCGGCUGGGGGUGCUGUGCGACGUGAGCGUGGUGGUGGAGGGCAGGGUCUUCCGCGCCCACAGGAACGUGCUGCUGGGCAGCAGCCGCUACUUCAAGACGCUGUACUGCCAGGUGCAGAAGGCGCCCGGCCAGGCCGCCGUCACGCACCUGGACAUCGUCACCGCCCAGGGCUUCCAGGCCAUCAUCGACUUCAUGUACUCGGCCCACCUGGCGCUCACCAGCAGGAACGUCAUCGAGGUGAUGUCCGCGGCCAGCUUCCUGCAGAUGACCGACAUCGUGCAGGCCUGCCACGACUUCAUCAAGGCCGCCCUGGACAUCAGCAUCAAGCCGGACGCCUCGGACGAGCUCUCGGAGUUCGAGCUCGGCGGCCCGGCGGGCGGCGGCACGGACGCCCUGCUCUCGGCCGUGAUGGCCGGCAGGAGCCUGUCCCCGUGGCUGGCCCGGCGCACCAGCCCCACCAACUCCUCCGGGGACUCGGCCAUCGCCAGCUGCCACGAGGGCGGCAGCAGCUACGGGAAGGAGGACGCGGAGCCCAAGGCCGAGGGCCCCGGCGGGGCCUCCCCGCAGCCGCUGUGGCCCGGCGACCUGGGCUACGGGCCCCUGCGCGUCAAGGAGGAGGUUCUGGGCGGGGUCCGAGCUGACCGCUUGGUCUUGCAUCUGGUGUCUGAGACUGGUAGCCCGGGGCGUGAUGCCGAACUGACUGUCCGUGAAGCCAGCAGCUCCGACGGCCGUGGGGAGAGGGUCGAGCUCUUCGCCCACGUGGACGAGGGUCUCCUGGGAGGAGAAGCCAGCUACCUAGGCCCGGCGCUGGCCCCAGAGAAGGACGAGGCGCUGCACCAGGCCUCCGCCGUGGCCAGCCUGAGGGCGGCGCUCAUGAGCAAGAACAGCCUGCUGUCGCUGAAGGCAGACGCGCUGGGGGAGGACAACCCCCUGCUGCUGGAGUACCUGCCCAAGGGCGCCCACUCGCUGUCCCUGAACGAGUUCACGGUCAUCAGGAAGAAGUUCAAGUGCCCCUACUGCAGCUUCUCGGCCAUGCACCAGUGCAUCCUCAAGCGGCACAUGCGCUCGCACACUGGCGAGCGGCCCUACCCCUGCGAGAUCUGCGGGAAGAAGUUCACCCGGCGCGAGCACAUGAAGCGGCACACGCUGGUGAGCGGCGGCGGGGGCGCCGAGGGCUCCCCUGAGCUCUUCGCGGGCGACGGGCCCUACCUGGAGGACCCUGAUGACCCACGCGGGGAGGGUGAGGAGGAGCUGGGUGAGGAGGAGGAGGAGGACGUGGCCAAGUGGAAGGAGGACAUGGGGCUGACCCACGAAGACGCGCUGACCGACGACAAGGACGAGGGGGACAGCCCCGCUGAGGCGCCGGACAAGGACUUCACUUGGGUCUCUUAGGGCCGAGCCCUGAGCCCACCCCGGGCCUGCCGGCCAGCCGCCUCUGACCCUCCCUGUGCCCCCUCCACUGACACUGGCCAGAGGGCCCAGGGCAGGUGCUGCCUCGGGCCUGGGGCCCGGCCCGGCCUCGGGGGUGCAGCGGUCAGCACUGGCUCUACCCUGCCCGGCUGCGGGCGGUGCCCAGGGCAGGGCGGCCUGUGGCCUGACUGGACACUGGGGGCAUGGUGGGUCCUGAGGCCUCACCCAGGUGCCGAGCGUGCCCCCGCCGCCUGUGGCCACCUGCCCGCGCCGGCGGUCAGCGGAGCCCGGUGCCUCCCCAAAGGCCCACGCCUGGUGCUGCACGUCCACCACAGAGGCCCUGCGGGGCCCAGGUGCUACCUGCCCGGCCGGCGGCUGCCCAGCCCAGGCCACCUCAGGCCGGUGCCCUAGCGGGUGCCCCACACCCAGUCGCCUCAAGCUGCUAACACUGGGCCCGGUGACCUGCUGACCCCACGCCCGGGGCCUCAGUGGCCGCUGGCCUUCCGCCACACACGUACCUGGCCGCGCCUUGCCGUGGCUGACCCUGCCUGCUGCGCCGAGUGCCCGGGCGACACUGCUCGUCCCUGGGCAGUGGCCUCCUGGCCCUUCUGGGCCGGGGCAGGGAUGUCCACAGCCGGCCACAGGUGCAGGCCGCUGCCCGCCCCCAGCCCACCCCUCGCAGCCGGGACCUGGCGGGAGGUGCGUCCAUUGGCGUCCACUCUUAAAGAGGCGGCAGCAGCCUGAGGAGCCCCUGGGGCAGGGCCUGGGCCCGCGGGGCGCUCUCGGGGGCGCUGGGGGGACACCCCCAUCCCUUCUCCAUGCGGCUGCCCCGCCCCCUCAGGACGUCCUGCUCUCUCCCAGCCUGCAGGCCCGCUGGCCCAGGCUCACUCCGGGCGCGGGGGCUGGGCUGGGCGGGGGCUGCUCACCGGGCCGUUUUU